Messenger RNA from Pseudoliparis swirei, 4388 nucleotides. RefSeq names its product calmodulin-regulated spectrin-associated protein 3-like. Gene Ontology annotation, molecular function: microtubule minus-end binding; spectrin binding; calmodulin binding. Gene Ontology annotation, biological process: negative regulation of microtubule depolymerization; cytoplasmic microtubule organization; neuron projection development. The transcript is spliced from 16 exons. Lineage: Eukaryota; Metazoa; Chordata; Actinopteri; Perciformes; Liparidae. Gene Ontology annotation, cellular component: microtubule minus-end. Bases 1 to 4296 code for a protein of 1431 amino acids. The record is from RefSeq and is a predicted model, not a curated record.
AUGGUGGACUCCCCGAAGAAGACCGUCCCGGUACCGGAGAUCAAACCGCUGGACCGGUACGACUUCACCCGGGCCAAGACCCGCGCCAGCGUCCGGUGGCUGCUGUCCAAGGCGUACGGCUCUGCAGGAGGUGUCCCCGUGGAGCUGCAGGACCCUCUGGACCAGGACCACCUGAAGCCGGCGGUCUCCCAGCUGCUGCUCUCCCCGGAGGUCUACUGCAGGGCCCGGCAGGCGCACGGGGUCUCCCCGCCCGACACGCAGGGGCCCCCGGCCGACCACUCGGCGCUGCUGCAGGACCUCGUGAAGAAAGGCUUCGGCCCAAAGGUCGGCGAGGAGGAGGUCACCGAGGACGACCUCCUCUGCCACCCCAUCAACACGCAUGCUAUCGCUUUUUGUUUGAAGGAGUCAGGGAAUAAACCUCCAGUGAUCCGCUACAGGAAGGACAAGGUGCAGUCUAAGUUGACUCCGACCUUUUCUUUGGUUUCUGGGGUCAAAGAUCUUUCUAACGGCGCCGCCAUCGCUGCUGUGCUCCACUUCUACUGCCCCGCCCUGCUGCCUCUGGAGGACGUGUGCCUGAAGGACACCAUGUCGGUGGCCGACAGCCUCUACAACCUGCAGCUGGUCAGGGCGUUCUGCGAGAGCCGCCUGGAGCGGUGCUGCCCCCUGGCGGUGGAGGACCUGCUCUACGCCCCGCCGGUCCUGCACCUGAACAUCUUGAGCUUCGUAGCCGAGCUGCUGGACUGGUUUGAGGUGAAGAAGCCGGAUUUCGUUGAGCCGGUCCAACCCGUCGACCUCACAGAUGUCUCGGGGUUGCUGGACUGCACGAGCCCCGUCAACGGGAACAGUGGUUCUCCGUCCUUCCUCUUCAAACACCCCUUUGUGUCCAUCGGCUGCCCCGUGUCUCCGGCAAACAAGAGUUGGACAAAGAAACAGACCAGUCGCCCUCUGUCCGCCGUGACGUUCAGCAUCCCAUUUGGGCUGGACAGUGAUGUAGACGUUGUCAUGGGAAACACAAUAGAUUCUGUCUUUCGCUCCGUCAGCACUGACAGCCUCACCGCCGGCAUCCCUGCAACGACUUCCUCGGAGCUCGGCCACCUGGUCGGCGCCUCGGCUCCGUCGCGGCGCUCUUCCUGGGGUCCGUACGCUCACGCGGCGCCGCUGGGAGAGCUGCCAACCAUCGAGGAGGCGAUACAGGUGGUUCAUACUCCGGGCGGCAAAGAUCGGAGGAAGGGAAGGGUAGCAGAGAAAGCUGGAAGAGGAGUGCCGGGAGGAAGGCCAGAGCCCAGGUUACGUCCGGAAGGAGCUCCCGCUGGCUUCUUCCUCCACUGCCCCGAGGAGGACAGAGCCCAGCUCAGCAGCUCGGCUCCCUGUCGCUCUGGAGUCCUCCACCGGCCGGGCGGUGGGGAGGUGGGUGACGCCGAAAGGCAAGGAAGGCGAGCGAGGAGGGCGAGAUCGGGACGCACGGCCGAUAUGUCGCGUGACGACGACUCCGUCCUACGAGACGGCAGCGUCGACUCCUCUGAGGCGUCGGAGGAUAGCCCGAGAAGCGCGCCCGGUAACAUGCGUCACGGUCACCAGGGAAACAACGGAGCCGGGAACAGUCCCCGGAUGACGACGUUUGCUGAGCGGCGAGACAGCAGAAGGAGACACGCCGCUGCUCCCGGGGAGGAGGCGGCCUCUGCUCCGACAACGCCAGGAACGCCACAGACUCCCUCCACCCCAGCAGGGGCCCCGGGCCCCCAGGACAGCCCCCUCAGAGGUCCUGAGCCGGGCUCCAAGGCGUUGGAGUUGGGGGCUCGUCUGGAGGAAAAACGUAAAAGCAUUGAAGCCCAAAAAAGACGCAUUGAAGCCAUCUUCGCCAAGCACAGACAGAGGCUCGGAAAUAGUGCUUUCCUCCAGCUGAAAAGAGAGCAAGGAGAGGGAGGAGCAGAGGGGGAGACUCUCAGCCUGGAGGAACGCCUCACCACCAUGGAGGAGCAACUGAAACAGGAGGAGGAGAGGGAAGAGAAGGAGAAAGAAAAGCCAUCUGUUCCUAUCCCCCCCCGGUUAGAGAAGCAGGUCACCUUCUCUAUUGAAAGUAAGAAAGGAGCAGAGCCAGAGAAAGGAGGUGAAGCCGUCUUUGUGGAGUACAAUGAAGUGGUUCAGAAACUGAGUGACGCUCUGCAGUCUCUUCAAAAGGACAUGCAGAAACUUACAGAACAGCAACAGCAGCUUAUGAGUAAUCAAAGACCCAUGAAUCCACCCCAAAGCACCCCGAAGUCCACCCCUAGAAGUGCUGCCCAGACGCCUCCUCACGCCUCAACAAAGACCCCUCCGAGGAGCACCAGUAAAGCUCUGGUGAUCCCCUUCUCCCCGUCACGACGUCCACACCUUCAUUCUUCUUUCACCUCCCCAAAGACGACCAUGUCCUCUUCCUGCCCGGCUCCCCGCACAAAGAUCCACUCCUCCGCCCCCCGCAGCCCCAAGCACCACCAGCGUGCCCAGCAUCCGCCUCACCCACGGCCUUCCGAACUCAAGUUCCCCCCGCUCAACCGCGCCUUGGCCCCGACCCACAAUGUGGACACACUGCCUCACUUACGGCGCGUGUCACCCAGCAAGUGUCAGGUUCAGACGUCCUCCUCUUUUCGUAUCGGUGGGCUCCGGACCCCUCAAGACGCUCCUCAGGCUACCCGGCAGCCCCAGCCCGACGGGAACACCUCGGACUCGGCGUCGAGCGAGACGGCGACUCAGUUCAGCUUGGAGCUGGAGGACAUGGAGGCCGUCAGAGGGCUGCCGGUUUUCCCCCAGCAAGACCGUCCGCUGGCUGCAGGCGGGAGCAGCUCCGGCGCUCCUUCCGAGUGCUCGUUCGGGAGCGAGACUUUGUCUCUUUCUGCUGCGCUCAGCGCAGGAGGUGAAGACGGGAGAGGUGGAGGUAGAGGGAGGCGCUGCAGCCUCGUUGAGGCCUCGCUGUGUUCUCUUGGAGGGCCAGAGGGAGGCAGUGAUGUCCCAACUGAUGAAGGGCAGGAGUUUUCCUCUGAUUCCAUGAGCGACCACACAGAAUCUGCGGUUGAACCUAGAGGACUCGCUGCAGAACCGUUAGACCCUGUGGAGCAGCCGGGUCCGGCAACAGGAUCCGGCAAUUUGCCUGAGCAACAAACCGAGAGAGAUCAGACGAGACGGACCGAAGCCCUGGAACCGAGUGGAGGGCAGAACGAGCCCGGUGCGAGAGGAGGAAUCGGCUUCUUCUACCAGGAGGAGGUGCGGAGCGAAGAGGAGAUAGCCCAGCGUAGAGCUUUGCUGUUGGAAAAACAGCAGAAGAGAGCUGAGGAGUUGAAGAAGAGGAGACAGUGGAAUGAGCAAGAAAGGGAAAACAGACCAGCAUCUCCCUUCAACACACCUCCUGCAGGAAUGACCUCACCUUCCCCCACACCUCCCGCGACACCAGGCCGGCGGGGAGACUUCACGCGAGUGGAGUAUGCACGGCGGCAUCAGCUCAGGAUCAUGGAGGACUUGGACAAAGUGCUUCGGCAGAAAUUAACUAAUGCAGGAAGAUCUCCUGCCAAGAAGAGCCGUUCACGUCCUCGCAGCUUGACGAGGGAGGAAACCCGGCUGAGUCCGGCCAAGAGCACAGCUGGCUCCAAGUUGACCAAAGUCUACUCCAACUCCUCCCUCAACCUGGCAGCCAGGGACGAGCCAGGGAAGAGAUGUGACCUCCAGAGACCCAACAGCCGUCCUGGUUCACCUUCGGGAUGUGUGACACCCAGUAAACUGGCAACUCCCAACGGAGGUCCAGACUGGGAGGCCGGUUCCACUGGAAGCUCGCCCGCCCCCGAAUACACAGGUCCAAAACUCUUCAAAGAGCCGAGCUCCAAGUCCAACAAGUUCAUCAUCCACAACGCCUUGACCCGCUGCUGCCUGGCGGGGACGCUCAACGAGGCCCAGAGGACCAGGAUCCUCGAGGAGAUGGAGAAGAGUCCUGCCAACCACUUCCUGAUCCUCUUCCGUGAUUCCAGCUGCCAGUUCAGGGGCGUUUACACCAUGAACGCCGACUCCCAGGAGCUCGUGCGAUUGGCUGGCGUGGGGCCGCGGACCAUUGACUCCGCCCAGGUGGAGUCCAUCUACAAAUACAGUUCAGACAGGAAGCAGUUCAGUGCCAUCCCCUCCAAGACCAUGGGCGUGAGCGUGGACGCCUUCACCCUGCCCGGCCACCUUUGGUACGGAGGAGGUGCAACAGGAGGAGGUGCAACACGAGGAGGAGGAGGAGGAGGAGGAGGAGGCCGGAUAGCGAGCAGCACGAAGAAGGCAGUCUCUAAGUGAGAGAAGACGCCAGAAUCACCCGAACUAUCCCGAGCAGCCUCCAGCCGCUACAACACACGAGAUGUUAAGAGCACACUUCUUAUGUCUUUAUA